This is a messenger RNA of Cotesia glomerata, 946 nucleotides long. RefSeq names its product dynein axonemal light chain 1-like. Gene Ontology annotation, cellular component: cytoplasm. Gene Ontology annotation, molecular function: protein kinase binding. The record is from RefSeq and is a predicted model, not a curated record. Bases 294 to 920 code for a protein of 208 amino acids. NCBI's taxonomy places the organism in Eukaryota, Metazoa, Arthropoda, Insecta, Hymenoptera, Braconidae. The transcript has 2 exons.
AUAGAUAUAAAUCAUGUUAAUAUUUAUUAAAUUUAUUAUUGUUUAUUUUGAAUUUAAGCUGACCCUGAACUGAUUAUGGUAUCUUAGUAACUGCCAAUGCUAAGUAACAGAAAAUCAAUGCUAACGUCAAGUCAGUUUUCAUUUUUUGUUAUUGUGAUGCUUACUUACGUAUACGGAUCCAAAUAUAAUAGAAUAUAAUAACAUUCUUAACAAUUAUUAUUUAAAUAUCUUUUCACUAAAAAGUGAAUUAUAUAACAUUUCUGUUCACCCAUUGAAUACAUAGCGUAAAAUUUAUGUCAAUUUCAAAACCAACAACGUGCAAAGAUGCGACUCGUCGUUGGGAAGAAGAGAAUAAAUGUGAUGCUGCAUCAGCGUUAGAAGUGGAUUUGAGUUUUCAAUGGCCCCCUGUAGAAAAAAUGGAUAAUUCUCUUUCACUAUUUUCAAAAUGUCGAAAAUUAUCACUCUCUACUAACAUGAUUGAAAAAAUAAUUGGAAUAAGUUCUCUUAAAAAUUUAAAAAUAUUAUCGCUGGGACGAAAUGUUAUAAAAGGAUUUACCGGCCUUGAAGCACUUGCUGAUACCCUCGAAGAAUUAUGGAUUUCCUAUAAUUCUAUCGAAAAAAUGAAAGGUAUAGCAACUAUGAAGAAUUUGAAAGUACUUUACAUGUCAAAUAACUUAGUUAAAGAAUGGAUUGAGUUUAUGCGUCUUCAAGAAAUGAUGAAUCUACGUGAAUUAUUGUUUGUUGGAAAUCCGUUAUGUGAAGUUAUCGAGAUGGAUCUUUGGAGAAUUGAUGUUGCCAAGCGAUUGCCAAGUUUAGAGAAGUUAGAUGGUGAACCGUUAAUCAGAACGGAAGAUAGUUCUGUACAGCCAGCACAGGUGUUAGGAAAAGUAGAAACUUCAACUGUUGUAGAGAAGGAAUAAAUAAGGUUUUAUCCAGAAAACAACGA